CGCGAUCGGUUUAGCACUUUCGGUGGGAUCCCAAAAAAAGCCCAACUCGAGACAAACGCGCGCUCGAAACGUUGUUCGAUCGUCCCGCGAGAAGGUUUACUAGACAACUCUCUGGAGGCCACAGACUUCCACCGACUGGCCGCUCUGUGGAGUUAGCAACAAUACCGAGAAAUACCCGAGACGGUUGCAAAACUUUUGGCAAGGAUGGCCACGCUAAAGUUCGAUGAGAACAAAGUGCCCUACAUCGACCUGGGCAAGGACUACUACGUCCGCCUGGAGAACGACGAGUUUACCGAUGUCAAGUCUAAGGAGAAGGCAGCACGUGAGCUGCGCGAGACGCCCGAAGUCGUUGCGGAGGCGCUCAAGGAACUGAAGGCCAAACUACAAGAGGAAAAAUCCCUGUACGUCCCCAUCGACGACGACUCGUAUCUGAUGAAGUUCCUUCGACCGUGCAAAUUCUACCCGGCGAGUGCGUUUGCCCUGAUUCAACGCUACUAUCGGUUCAGACUGAAACACCCCGACGCGUGCGAAGAGCUGCUACCAUCGACGGUCCAGCACGUGUACAACGAGGAUCUGUUGCACUUUCAGCCACUGCGCGAUCAAAACGGUUGCCGCAUUCUGGUGAUGCAAGUAGGCCGAAAAUGGAAACCAUCCAAAGUGUCCCUGAACGAUCUGUUCCGGGCCAUGCAGGUCGCCCUGGAGGCCGGUAUGACCGAACCCCGUACGCAGCUGAACGGCGCCAUCGUCAUCUUGGACAUGGACGGGCUCUCGCUGUCGCAGAUUCUCCAGUUCACGCCCCGCUUUGCGGCCAUGGCCGUCGAGUGGGUCCAGGAAUGUACGGCCAUCCGGCUGAAGGCGAUCCACAUCGUGAACAAUUCCUAUCUGUUCAACAUGCUGUUUACGAUCUUCAAGCCGUUCCUCUCGGAGAAGCUGCGAAAGAGAAUUUAUUUCCACGGCAAGGACUGGAAAUCGCUGGCCUCGUUCGUCGAUCCAGUUUGCAUGUGGCCACGCUAUGGUGGUACUCUGGACGUUGAAGAAUAUGAAGGACGAUUGGUCGGCGAACUCUUCACAUUGUACCAAAAAGAUUACGAAGUUGCCAAUUCGUAUGGAUACACCAAAAAAGUGUAGGAUGCAUUUCGAGCCGCUCAAUUGACUACACUGGUACUUGCAGAACGAAACGUGGAAUGGGUACCAAGCUAAGGGAACGCACAUUUACUGGGAAGCACGCUGUUGUGAUAAAAUAGUAUUCCAUAAAGAAAGGAACGAAACCAUUGGUUCAAAUCUAUGUUUGAUUUAAAAUUAUUCGUUAUUAGGUUGUACGUGUAAAUAAAUUAUGUUUAGCAAAACUAAAAGUUUA
This is a messenger RNA of Aedes aegypti (yellow fever mosquito), 1357 nucleotides long. RefSeq names its product alpha-tocopherol transfer protein-like. Gene Ontology annotation, molecular function: phosphatidylinositol bisphosphate binding. The record is from RefSeq and is a predicted model, not a curated record. Gene Ontology annotation, cellular component: membrane. The coding region runs from base 205 to 1128 and encodes 307 amino acids. NCBI's taxonomy places the organism in Eukaryota, Metazoa, Arthropoda, Insecta, Diptera, Culicidae. The transcript is spliced from 7 exons.